AUGGUUGGAACUUGGGACGUGGAGAGUACUGAGUUAGGCCAACAAAGUAGGAGUAACACUAAAGAAUCCUCUAGUAAGAACAACUUCCAUUGACUGAUGCUUCAAUUUAGCAGGUGUAACGGUGUCAUUGUCAUUGAUUUCAUGUUCUGUUCUUCCUCUCUGCAACUCCAAUUCUUUCCCUAAACUUUCCAUACUGAUUUCUUUUGUUCGAAUACUCAACAGUGUACAAAGAGAGCAAGAGAUAUUCCCCAACUUGUUCCCAAAGUAAGCUACGUUUCACCAAUUCCCCCCUUUUUCUUUUUUUGAUUCUUGCUUAUUUGCUCAACCUUUCUACAAAUUAAAACCCAGAUGGUACGUUAACGUUACUUUAUCUCCCUUUUUCAGCAAUAAUGGACAGUGUGGGCUGCUAUUUUUGUCCUUUAUCAGCACUCACCGACAUUUUUACAUUAUCAUCUAGUAUAUAACUAAGUGUUGGUUGAUUACUUGAUUUCAUCAAGUAAUGGAUCAUUUGAUCUGACAAAAUUAAGGCUUAAUUUUUCUGGGUUCUUCAAGUUUUUGUCAAUAAUGGAUGAAAAUAGGAGCAAAUAUGGUUUUUUAUUGAGCCACUUUUACACAUUUGCAUGUCUUAAACCAUUAUUUCAUAAGGAUCAUGCACGAAUUGGACAAAGGGGUUUUUCAAGAGUUGUGCAUUGCAAUGAUCCAGAUAACCCAGAAUCAAAUCAUCGAAAUUACAGGGGAAAUUAUGUGUCUACUACUAAGUAUACUCCUCUUAAUUUCAUACCUAAAUCAUUGUUUGAGCAAUUUAGGAGGGUUGCAAAUUUUUAUUUUCUCCUAGUAGCUUGUGUAUCUUUUAGUCCCUUGGCACCUUUUGCUGCUGUUAGUAUUGCCUUCCCUUUGGCUGUUGUCAUUGGAGCUACCAUGGCUAAAGAGGCUGUUGAAGAUUGGAGGCGUUUGAAACAGGAUAUAGAGGCCAAUAAUCGGACAGUUGAGUACUUUGAUGUUAAAAAUAAAGAUUUUGUAAAAACCAAGUGGAAAAAAUUAAGAGUUGGUGAUGUGAUUAAGGUGUACAAGGAUGAAUAUUUUCCAGCUGAUUUGCUCUUUCUUUCGUCAAACUAUGAAGAUGGAGUCUGCUAUGUAGAAACCUCAAAUCUUGAUGGAGAGACUAAUCUGAAACUGAAGCAAGCUUCGGAAGCCACAAUUUUCUUGCAAGAUAAAACUUCUUUGAGUCAUUUUAAGGCUGUAACAAAGUGUGAGGACCCCAAUGAAAACCUGUACGCUUUUAUUGGAACCUUAUUCUAUGAUGGAAAACAGUUUCCUCUUUCUCUGCAACAACUUCUUUUGAGAGGUUCUAAACUUCGGAAUACUGAACAUGUCUAUGGUGUGGUGAUUUUCUGUGGGCACGAAACAAAAAUUAUACAGAAUGCUACUGACCCUCCAUCAAAGCGAAGUGGAAUUGAAAAACGGUUGGAUAAAGUCAUCUAUAUACUUUUCAGUCUUCUUCUUGUGAUAGCCUUUACUGGAUCUGUUUUCUUUGGCAUUCUAACUAAAAGGGAUAUUAAUGGUGGAAAGGUGAGAAGAUGGUAUCUUCGACCAGAUGAGGCGGCUGUCUUUUUUGACCCAAAAAGAGCAAUAUUAGCGGCCUUUCUACAUUUACUGACUGAUCUCAUGCUAUAUGGCUACUUGAUUCCCAUAUCGCUGUAUGUAUCCAUUGAGGUUGUGAAGGUCCUACAGAGUAUUUUUAUAAAUCAUGAUAGGGAAAUGUAUUAUGAGGAAACUGAUAAGCAUGCUUAUGCGCGAACAUCUAAUUUGAAUGAGGAACUUGGUCAAGUUCAUACCAUAUUAUCUGACAAGACAGGUACAUUGACAUGCAACUCAAUGGAAUUUGUCAAAUGCUCCAUAGCUGGAACUUCUUAUGGCCGAGGAAUGACAGAAGUAGAGCUUGCUGUACUUAGAAGGGAAGGGCGGCCAAUUUCUUCCAGUGUCGCCGAUGAAGCAAGUGACAAACCCUUAGCUAGGCCAGUUAAAGGUUUUAAUUUUAAAGACGAGCGCCUCAUGAAUGGAAGGUGGGUCAAGGCCGAUGAGCCUCAUCGCAGUAUGAUAAUGAAUUUUUUUCGGGUGUUAGCUAUCUGCCAUACUGUCAUUCCUAGUGUUCAUGAAGAAACAGGUGAAAUCAUCUAUGAAGCUGAAUCACCUGAUGAAGCAGCCUUUGUCACUGCCGCAAAGGAACUUGGUUUUGAGUUUUUCCAGAGGACUCAGAAGAAUAUAUAUUUGCAUGAAUUGGACUAUGAGACGGAACAAAAAGUUAAGAGGUCGUAUGAACUUCUUCAUGUCCUAGAAUUCAGUAGCUCUCGCAAAAGAAUGUCUGUGAUCACCCGAAAUGAAGAAAAUAAGCUUCUCCUUUUCUGCAAAGGGGCUGAUAGUUUUAUGUUUGAGAGAUUAUCUGAAGGAGGUCACCUUUUUGAAGCUGAGACCAGAGCUCAUAUCAACAAAUUUGCAGAGGAAGGUUUAAGAACAUUGGUAAUUGCAUAUCGUGAGCUUAAUGAAGAAGAGUUUACAAAGUGGGAGGAGGAGUUGAAGAAUGCCAAAGUCUCUUUAAGUGCCAACCGGGAUGCAGUGGUUGAGGCGGCUGCAAGUAAGAUUGAAAAGGAGUUGAUUCUUCUUGGUGCUACCGGCGUUGAAGAUAAAUUGCAAAAGGGGGUGCCAGAAUGCAUCGAAAAACUUGCUCACGCAGGUAUCAGGAUGUGGGUUCUAACUGGUGAUAAGAUGGAAACAGCGAUUAAUAUUGGUUAUGCAUCUAGCUUAUUGAGGCGGGGGAUGAAGCAGAUUGUGAUCUCACUGGACUCGCCAGAAAUACUUUCUUUGGAAAAUCAGGGUGACAAAGAAUCCAUUGCAAAGGCUUGUCUGGAAAGUGUGAGACAGCAAAUAGUUGAUGCAAAGUCUCAAAUUAUUUCUCUUUACCGUUCCACGGAAAUUGGAUUGAUAAUUGAUGGGAAAUCUCUAGCAUUUGCUCUGGAUAAAAAUCUAGAAAAAUCAUUUCUAGAGGUGGCAACUGGUUGUUAUUCUGUUAUAUGCUGUCGUUCUUCGCCCAAACAGAAAGCUCUUGUGACACGAUUGGUCAAAAGGGGCACAGGUAAAACAAUAUUGGCAAUUGGUGAUGGGGCAAAUGACGUUGGCAUGAUCCAGGAGGCUAACAUUGGAGUUGGUUUAAGUGGAGUUGAAGGAAUGCAGGCCACUAUGUCAAGUGAUUUCAACAUUGCUCAAUUUCGUUUUCUUGAACGCUUGUUGCUUCUCCAUGGUCACUGGUGUUAUAGACGUAUAUCAAUGAUGAUAUGCUACUUUUUCUACAAGAAUAUUACAUUUGGGUUAACCCUCUUUUGGUUCGAAACACAUUCUUCGUUCUCUGCCCAACCCGCUUAUAAUGAUUGGUACAUGUCAACCUAUAAUGUCUUUUUCACUUCUCUUCCGGUUAUCGCACUUGGCGUAUUUGAGCAGGAUGUUUCGGCACGACUUUGCCUCAAGUAUCUUUGUUUGUAUAAGGAAGGCAUCACGAACAUUCUUUACAGCUGGCAGCGGAUACUUGGUUGGAUGUUCAACGGUCUCAUCAGUUCAAUGAUUAUCUUCUUCCUGACCACUUCUGCCCUAAAACACCAGGCAUUUCGGAGUGAUGGCCAAUCGGCUGACUACUCGGUGUUAGCGACAACCAUGUAUAGUUGUGUAGUUUGGUCUGUCAAUUGUCAAAUGGCACUCUCCAUCAACUACUUCACUUGGAUUCAACAUGUCGUCAUAUGGGGUAGUAUCGCUCUAUGGUACAUAUUCCUGCUGAUUUAUGGAAGUCUCCCUCCAACCUUCUCAAAAACAGCUUUUCGGGUUUUAGUAGAGGCUUGUGCUCCUAGUCCCUUAUAUUGGAUGGUUAUUUUCAUGGUUGUAUUAUCUUCUCUUCUUCCUUAUGUUAUUUACAGAACUAUCCAGCUUCAGUUUUGGCCAAUGCCCCAUGACCGCAUUCAGUUGAUGCAGAAGGAAGGUACAGAGGGUGAUGACAGAAACGGAACAUGACAUUUGUAUACAAUCACGCGGAUGCUGGCAUUUUGCCAAUCAUUUUUUGGAACUCAACAGAAAUGUUUAUUAAGUUUUGGAAUUUUUAGGUUGGUGUAGACGAGACGAUUAGGAUAUGCUUAUUCUGUCUUGAUUUACUUGGCUAGGAUUGCAAACAGUUGUGUAUAUUGGGGAUGUGGUCCUUCAUAGGUUGCUCAUUUGUGUUAUAUGACUAUCUUUUCUGGAACUACAUACGCUGAUCUUCCUAUUGGUGUGAGGAGAAUUGCUAAAUAACAGAUCACUUCAUCACGGAUUAUCCUGAAUGGGACAUUCAAUUGAUAAGGGCAAAAAUAUAAACAAUUUAACCAGGAAUUUUCUUCAAAAUGGACUACAAUAAGGCAAUGCUAAUGUCUUGGAAAGAUUCUAAUAUUGAGGAAUGAGAUGAAUUUUCUGAAGAAGAAUAGAAAACCAAGUCUGAUUGCUGGAUCUAAUGAAUCAACUUUUGUACCUUAUGAGGCUAAAUGCCAUUCAAGAAAUCAAUGUGCUAAGAAAGAAUAGUUCAUCAUUGUUAAUGAAUCACGUGCUAAGCAAGUAUGGAAACGGAAUAUAGAAUAUGCUGAGAUAACUAAAGAACCUAAGGGAGACUUGAUUCCUAUGUUUAACAACUAGAUGUUUUAUCGGUCCUCAUGAGAGGGAGCAAUUAGAAAUGGGCAUGACUCGAAUCUGGUUCGAAUUCAGCUAGACCCAGAUUCAAACCUUAAAUUUUUUUAUUGGACUCAAAUUCAUAGGAUCUGAAAAAUUUUGAUCCGAAUUCAGACCCUUAAGGUUUGGUGAGUCAAGGAUCUGGAUUUGAGUUUAAAAUGAAUUUUUU
Amaranthus tricolor (Joseph's coat) is the source of this 4903-nucleotide messenger RNA. RefSeq names its product probable phospholipid-transporting ATPase 8. The record is from RefSeq and is a predicted model, not a curated record. Gene Ontology annotation, molecular function: ATP binding; ATPase-coupled intramembrane lipid carrier activity; ATP hydrolysis activity. Lineage: Eukaryota; Viridiplantae; Streptophyta; Magnoliopsida; Caryophyllales; Amaranthaceae. Gene Ontology annotation, biological process: phospholipid translocation. The transcript is spliced from 11 exons. Bases 565 to 4053 code for a protein of 1162 amino acids. Gene Ontology annotation, cellular component: plasma membrane.